This is a messenger RNA of Salvia miltiorrhiza (redroot sage), 985 nucleotides long. RefSeq names its product transcription initiation factor TFIID subunit 10. Lineage: Eukaryota; Viridiplantae; Streptophyta; Magnoliopsida; Lamiales; Lamiaceae. Gene Ontology annotation, molecular function: RNA polymerase II general transcription initiation factor activity; promoter-specific chromatin binding. Gene Ontology annotation, biological process: transcription initiation at RNA polymerase II promoter. The record is from RefSeq and is a predicted model, not a curated record. Gene Ontology annotation, cellular component: nucleus; transcription factor TFIID complex; SAGA complex. The transcript is spliced from 6 exons. The coding region runs from base 299 to 715 and encodes 138 amino acids.
UAUUAAGAAUUAAGCGGGAAACAGAUGAUCAAAAGGCAGGUUGGGAAAAUCCAAAUCCGGACUUGGAUCGAGUCGGGCUCCAAAAACCGACCCGGAAGCUUAUUUUCCCGAUCGAAUACUUGAUUAGCGACCCGAUGUAGGAACACUUAUUUAUAACUCAAUUCAGUCCAAGAAAUAAACAAUUUUCCGUAGUUUCGCAAUCGCUCAUAAAUCCACCGGGAUCGUCGUGUUUGAGCUCACGCGCCGCUUCCAGCGCCGCCGCUAAUUGAGAGAUAAGUUCCGAGGGAAGGACAGUGCAAUGAACGGCCAAACCAGCCAUCAGCAACCGAAGGAUGGGCGCCACGACGACGAUACUGCGCUCACAGAGUUCCUCGCUUCCUUAAUGGACUAUACCCCCACGAUACCUGAUGAAUUGGUGGAGCAUUACUUGGCUAAAAGUGGAUUCCAGUGCCCCGACACCCGAUUGACAAGGCUGGUAGCAGUUGCAACACAGAAGUUCAUUUCAGAUGUGGCUACUGAUGCACUUCAGCAGUGUAAGGCAAGGCCAGCAGUAGUCAAGGACAAAAGAGAUAAACAACAAAAGGAGAAGCGUUUGAUCUUGACGAUGGAGGAUCUUUCCAAGGCUCUACGCGAGUAUGGUGUGAAUGUCAAACAUCAAGAAUAUUUUGCUGACACUCCAUCUGCUGGUUUAGAUCCUGCUUCGAGAGACGAGUGAUUACUUGUCCGAACCACUGAAUACAAUUGGACCUGUAUACCCUGAAUCUGAAGGUUUGUUCAGUUGGUGUAGCAGUCUCCAUCUCUAUCUUAUCCAAUCUAAGUUCAAUUACUGGAAAUUUCGAAUGUUGUGCAAUGGAAAUAUGCUAAAUUUCAGUUGUGAAACGUGUGCAGAACAUAUUUUUGUGGAUGAUACUUUGUGUUUGUUGUCCGCUUAAAUAUGAAAUUCAUCCAAUUAAUUCCGGAGAUGGGGGCCUUCUUCGCUGUCUCA